This is a messenger RNA of Candoia aspera, 1407 nucleotides long. It is a transcript of the gene CHRM2, whose product is annotated as cholinergic receptor muscarinic 2. The transcript has a single exon. Gene Ontology annotation, cellular component: dendrite; synapse; plasma membrane. Gene Ontology annotation, biological process: G protein-coupled receptor signaling pathway, coupled to cyclic nucleotide second messenger; adenylate cyclase-inhibiting G protein-coupled acetylcholine receptor signaling pathway; chemical synaptic transmission. The record is from RefSeq and is a predicted model, not a curated record. Lineage: Eukaryota; Metazoa; Chordata; Lepidosauria; Squamata; Candoiidae. Bases 1 to 1407 code for a protein of 468 amino acids. Gene Ontology annotation, molecular function: G protein-coupled acetylcholine receptor activity; G protein-coupled serotonin receptor activity.
AUGAAUAACUCCACGAACAUAAGUUAUCUGGAGGAUAGAAUGACCAUGCCAAGCCCUUAUAAAACAGUUGAGGUUGUCUUCAUUGUCCUGGUGGCGGGGUCCCUCAGCCUGGUGACCAUCAUUGGGAACAUCCUGGUUAUGGUGUCCAUUAAAGUCAACAGGCACCUACAAACUGUCAACAAUUACUUUCUUUUCAGCUUGGCCUGUGCUGAUUUGAUCAUUGGUGUCUUUUCCAUGAACCUGUACACAAUUUACACUGUGAUAGGCUCCUGGCCUUUAGGACCUGUGGUUUGUGACUUGUGGUUGGCCCUUGACUAUGUGGUCAGCAAUGCCUCUGUCAUGAACCUUCUCAUAAUCAGUUUUGACAGGUAUUUUUGUGUGACCAAGCCCCUAACCUAUCCGGUCAGGCGGACCACUAAGAUGGCAGGGAUGAUGAUUGCAGCUGCCUGGGUACUCUCUUUCAUCUUAUGGGCCCCUGCGAUUCUCUUUUGGCAGUUUAUUGUAGGAGAAAGGACGGUACCCAAUAAGGAAUGCUACAUCCAAUUCCUCUCCAAUGCAGCCGUCACCUUUGGCACAGCUAUUGCAGCUUUCUACCUGCCUGUUGUGAUCAUGACCAUUCUGUACUGGCAAAUAUCCCGCGCUAGUAGGAGCAGGAUAAAAAAAGAGAAGAAGGAGGGUGGUCAGAACCAGGAUCCGGCAUCCCCAAGUGUAGUUCAAAGUAAAAUAGGGAAACCAAAUAAUAACAACCUCCCAACCAAUGAAGAUGGGACUGAACACAAUAAAAUCCUAAAUGGUAAAGCCCCUGGCGAGCCAGUGGUGGAGAAUUGUGUUCCAGCAGAAGAAAAAGAGAGCUCAAAUGACUCCACCUCUGUCAGUGCAGGUGCUUCCAAUGUGAAAGAAGAUGAAGCAAUCACAGAGAAUGCCAGGGCUUCUGUCUCCCAAGUUAAUGCAAAAGUGGAGAAUUCUAAAUUGACUUGCAUUAGGAUACUCACAAAGUCCCCCAAAGGAGAUUAUGAUGGCUCUACUAAUACUGCUGUGGAGAUUGUAGCCACUGAUGGACAACAUGGAGAGGAGAAGCAGAACAUUGUAGCGCGUAAGAUUGUCAAGAUGACAAAACAGCCUGCCAAAAAGAAGGCCCCUCCUUCCAGGGAGAAAAAAGUGACCAGGACUAUUUUGGCUAUUCUGCUGGCCUUCAUCAUUACUUGGACACCAUACAAUGUCAUGGUACUCAUCAACAGCUUCUGUUCAUCAUGUAUUCCCAACACAGUAUGGACAAUCGGUUACUGGCUGUGCUAUAUCAAUAGCACCAUCAACCCUGCUUGCUAUGCUCUCUGCAAUGCUACCUUCAAGAAAACCUUUAAGCAUCUCCUUAUGUGUCACUACAAGAACAUAGGAGCCACGAGGUAA